This is a messenger RNA of Cladophialophora carrionii CBS 160.54, 2937 nucleotides long. RefSeq lists its product as uncharacterized. NCBI's taxonomy places the organism in Eukaryota, Fungi, Ascomycota, Eurotiomycetes, Chaetothyriales, Herpotrichiellaceae. Gene Ontology annotation, molecular function: RNA binding; ATP binding. The transcript has a single exon. Gene Ontology annotation, cellular component: intracellular anatomical structure; catalytic step 2 spliceosome. Bases 1 to 2937 code for a protein of 978 amino acids. The record is from RefSeq and is a predicted model, not a curated record.
AUGUCUGAACAGUCCAGCGAACCGCGAAUAAAGUCGCACAAGAGGAACGUCGCCCACCGUCGACGCCGGGAUGACGACGAUUUCGAGGACCGGUGGGGCGAUGAAGAGGUUGCCGAGGACGACGACGCAGAUGGACACGCGCAGGCUGAAUUCCCAGAGUCGUCGUCCAAACGGGUGAAAUUGUCUGAUGGCUCGGCAUCGCAUCGGGCGAAGAAUUCCACACCCACCCCUCCACCAGAAACGGAAGAGGAGAAAGCACAAAGGGACCGAAAGGAGCGAGACGAAUUCGCGAAGCGGUUGGCAAAGAAGGACGAAGAGCGGGCGAAGAAGAUCGUGGAAGACAGGUCCGCUGCAAAGGACAGUGCGACGGCGCAGCGGCGGGCAUUGGCAGACGAUGCGUCCGCGAGAGACGCUGCGAUGCCGGAUUUGAGGCUUCGGUCCCGUCAGGACUACCUUAAGAAGCGGGAAGCCGAGAGGUUGGCUCUGCUGCGCAAACAGGUCGCUGAGGAGCAGCAGGAGUUGAGGGACAACCCGGACCUGACGCGGCGGGAGAAGGAGGAAUUCGCGCGCAACAAGGAGAUCCUGCGCAUCGCGGAGGAGAGGCUGGCCAUUGACGAUCACUUGGACGGCUAUGCCUUGCCGGAAGACUACAUUACCGAGAAAGGGAAAAUCGACAAGCGGAAGAAGGAACAAGCACUCUACCAACGUUAUGUCGAUCGCGACGAGGCCGGCCGAGAACGCUAUGUCACCGAGCACGAAGAGUGGGAGAGAGAGCAAACCAAGCGAGCCGAGGCCCAGAUCAAGAAGUCCGAAUUCGUAGACGAAGGCGACUACGGCUACGUGUUCGACGAAAGCCAGCAAAUGAAGUUCAUCCUGGCGGACAAGCUGGAGGGGGACAAGGGGAUGACCAAGGAGCGCAGAGAAAUGGAACAGCGGCUCAACGCGGCAGAAGCAAAAGCCAAGAGCAUCGAGGAGACGAGGAAGAGUCUACCCAUUUACCAAUUCCGAGACGAGAUCAUCCAAGCCGUGAAAGACCAUCAGGUCUUGAUCAUCGUAGGCGAAACUGGCAGCGGGAAGACCACUCAAUUGCCACAGUACUUGCACGAAGCGGGUUUCACAAAAGGUGGCAUGAAGAUCGGAUGUACUCAACCGCGAAGGGUUGCUGCCAUGUCCGUUGCAGCCAGAGUAGCAGAAGAGAUGGGCAAGCGGCUAGGGAACGAAGUGGGCUACGCCAUCCGCUUCGAAGACAACACCAGCGAGAAGACGGUCCUCAAGUACAUGACCGACGGCAUGCUGCUGCGAGAACUGCUCACCGACCCGGAACUCUCUCAAUAUUCGGCCCUCAUGAUCGAUGAGGCUCACGAACGCACCGUCUCCACCGACAUCGCGUGCGGCCUGCUCAAGGACAUCGCCCGCGCCAGACCAGACCUCAAGCUCCUGAUAUCCUCUGCAACCAUGGAUGCCCGCAAAUUCCAGAAGUACUUUGACGACGCACCCAUCUUCAACAUCCCGGGAAGAAGAUACGCGGUCGACGUGCAUUACACGGCCCAACCGGAGGCGAAUUACCUGGCCGCGGCGAUCACGACGGUGUUCCAGAUCCACAUCACGCAAGGACCAGGCGACAUCCUCGUGUUCCUGACGGGCCAAGAGGAGAUCGAAGCCAUGGAAGCAAGCCUGCAAGAGACGGCGCGCAAACUAGGCAGCAAGGUCAAAGAGAUGAUCAUCUGUCCCAUUUACGCCAACCUCCCAACCGACCUGCAGGCCAAGAUCUUCGAGCCGACGCCCGCCGGCGCCAGGAAGGUCGUCCUCGCCACCAACAUUGCAGAGACGUCCCUGACCAUCGACGGCAUCGUCUACGUCAUCGACCCCGGCUUUGUCAAGGAGAACCAGUACAACCCACGCACAGGGAUGGAAUCCCUCGUCGUGGUGCCGUGCUCACGCGCCUCGGCGGGCCAACGAGCGGGGCGCGCGGGUCGCGUCGGCCCAGGCAAGUGCUUCCGCCUGUACACGUCGCAGGCGUACAAGAACGAACUGGACGAGAACACGACGCCGGAGAUCCAGCGGACCAACCUGUCGGGGGUGAUCCUACUGCUCAAGUCGCUGGGCAUCAACGACCUGCUCGACUUUGACUUUAUGGACCCGCCGUCGACGGACACGAUCGUGCGCGCCGUGGAACAGCUGUACGCGCUCGGCGCGCUCAACAACGCCGGGGAACUGACCAAGAUCGGGCGGCAGAUGGCCGAGUUCCCGACGGACCCGAUGCUGGCGCGCGCCAUCCUCGCGGCGGACAAGUACGGGUGCGUGGACGAGGUGCUGUCCAUCAUCGCCAUGCUGGGCGAGGCGUCGGCGCUGUUCUUCCGGCCCAAGGACAAGAAGAUCCACGCCGACAGCGCGCGCGCGCGCUUCACCAACAAGGACGGCGGCGACCACCUGUCGCUGCUGAACAUCUUCCACGAGUGGGUCGACAGCGACUACAGCUUCGUGUGGGCCAAGGAGAACUUCCUGCAGCAGCGCAGCCUGACGCGCGCGCGCGACGUGCGCGACCAACUCGCCCGGCUGUGCGACCGCGUCGAGGUCGACGCUGCCAAGUCGUGCGGCGGGGCCAGCAACAUCGAGCCCAUCCAGAAGGCCAUCACGGCCGGGUUCUUCCCUCACUCGGCGCGGCUCCAGCGCGACGGGCAGAGCUAUCGCACCGUCAAGAACGGGCAGGUCGUCUACAUCCACCCGUCGGGCGUGCUGAUCGAGACGCGGCCGAAAUGGGUCAUCUACCACGAAUUGGUGCUCACGAGCAAAGAGUACAUGCGCAGUUGCAUGCCGUUGAAGCCCGAGUGGCUCAUCGAGGUGGCACCGCAUUACUACAAAAAGAAGGAUCUGGAGAGCCUGGGCGUGGAGCGGAAGGUGCCGAGAGGAGAGGGUAAAGGGCAGAGUAAGAUUUGA